UUAAUACUUUACUGUACCAAUUUUUGUCUUGAUUUUGCUUUAUGUUUAUUUGAAAAGCCACUCUGCUUAUUAUAUUUCACACUUCCCAUUUAAUCUUCAUUUUUAUACUCAAAAUAUUUGUAAAUUUCUUGUUUUUCAUUCUAUCUCUAGCAAUAAAGAUUCCUAUUGAGAUCCAGAUUCUUAUGCUAUUUAUUCAUUAAGAAACCAACUGGAACUAUUUAAGCAUAAACUAUACUUCACUUCCAUGGAAAGCUUGGAAUCCAGGUAUCUUAAUUGUUGCAAAAGGCAAAAGGUGCUGCCUAAUCCGUCAAUUUUGAGCUCUCUUUCGAAGACUGUGCAUCAGAAGUCUCUUCAAAGCCGAAGUAACCUCAUCGUUGUACUGGAUCACCUAAAGGAUGCGGACCUAUUACCACUUAUUGAUACGAUCAAUGCAAUGAGCUCAUCUGAUGUCGAUGUUGUUGAUAUUCUUAAUGAAUCACCUUGCAUUCUGAAUGAAGAUCAGGUUUUGUCUCUGAUGUGUGCAGCGAAUCAGAAACUCCGUACAGUUAGUCUUCAAGAUUUACCAUUUACAAAGCGCUUCUUGAGGUAUCUAUUUCGAGGUGGCUUGUGCUGUCAAGUGUUAAAGUUGAGCUCAUCUAGUCUUCAGAAGCUUGACAUGGUUGGGAGCUUUAUGCAUUUACGAAAGCUUAACUUGGACUUCUGCACCUCAUUGACUACUCUACACAAGGAUUGUUUCUCUCACAUGCCGAACUUAAAGCACCUCUCUAUGUGUGAGACAAGAGUAGCUAAUCUUUGGACAACUACCGUUUCCCUGGCUAAACUUCCUUCUCUCAUAGAACUUCGCUUUCAGAACUGUUUGUGCUGUGAAGAAACUGGCCCGUGCCCUGCAUAUUUAAGCAAUAAAUAUGGUGUUCAUGUCAGCGACAUUACUAGUCCAGUUGGCUCUGAUACAUGUGUUGAUAAUCAGCAAAGUUUAAGCCUGCGAGAUUUUCCGUCUGAUUCUGCUUUCGGUUUGCAACAGGUUUUUUGUGAGAAGUGCAACGUGCAAGAUGGUUGUGUCAAUGACCUCAGUGAAAGUCUAAGCGUUUUAUCAACAAAAAAGUAUAUUUCACACCAUCCUGCACCUAUAUGCUUUGAGAAACAUUACAGGGAGUUCAUGAUUGCUUCCUUGCCGCGAUUAGAGGUUUUAGACAAUUUACCCAUCGGAAAGAAGGAUAAAAAACUUGCUCAGGUGAUAUAUACAACAUAUUUUGAGUACUUGCCAUAUAAUAGACCUGCAGAAGAGAGUGUUUCUCGCAUUCUUCAGAAUCGUGAAAUAGCAUCCAGUGGAAUCCCUUUCCGGAGACUUUUUAAGUCGAAGAAUUCAUCAGAUUUUCAAAGGAAGAAUCAAUAUGUUUUCUCGAAGUCCCUUUGUGCAGCAAAGCUAGGUGCGUCACCGUGGCCACUUUUACAAAGUCUGUCUAGUAUUAGCUGCAUAGAAAAUGAAGAGAGCAGGAGGGUUCGUCCUAGGCAAUUUGAGUAUCAUCCUUCCGACUCUAGCCUUAUGGCUUUUGGAACAUUGGACGGAGAAGUGGUGGUGAUCAAUCACGAGAACGGGAAGAACAUUGCAUACAUGCCACCCAUGGGAGCAAGGAAUAGCAUUUUGGGACUUUGUUGGCUUAAGAAGUACCCCUCUAAGGUGCUUGCUGGUUCUGACAAUGGUACGUUGAGAUUGUAUGACAUCAGUAAUACCUCACCAAAGGGUGCAUACUCUUGUUAUGGCGGUGAUUUUACAACCUGUGAUAAGUUUAAUCAGUUGACUUCAGUUCAUAUAAACUCUACGGAUGAAUUGCUUCUAGUCAGCGGUUACACACGAAAUGUUGCAAUGUAUGAUAUGGUCACAGGAAAGCGCUUGCAGUUGUUCAAUGAUCUGCAUCAGGAGCCUAUAAACGUCGCCAAGUUUUCCCAUCUUUCUCCUAAUAUGUUUGCCACUUCUUCAUUUGAUCAUCACGUUAAAAUGUGGGAUAUUAGACAAAAAAUGGACCGACCUUGCUAUACAGCUACUAGCUCAAGAGGCAAUGUGAUGGUCUGCUUUUCCCCUGACGAUUACUAUCUGCUUGUGUCAUCCAUCGACAAUGAGGUUAAACAACUUAUGGCUGUUGAUGGGAGGCUGCACACAGAUUUUGGUAUAUCUCCAAGUGGUAGUUCAUAUAACUAUACUCGUUCAUAUUACAUGAAUGAGAGAGACUAUGUUAUCUCAGGAAGUUCUGACGAACAAGUUGUCCGCAUUUGCUGUGCUCAGACAGGAAGGCGACUAAGAGAUGUUUACUUUGAGGGAAGAGGCUCAGACAAAGCGAUGUUUGUGCAAUCCUUGAGGAGCGAUCCUUUCAGGCCGUUCAACAUGAGUAUAUUAGCAUCUUAUGCACAAUCAAACUCCAAGUGCGAAAUAAUCAAGGUAAAUCUGCUCUCAACUGGCGAGGAUGAUGAAGAAGACUCUUACUUGCAGCAUAUCACCCCGUCCUUCAGCCUUGGCGGUUGAUCCUACUCAUUCAUAUGUAUAUAUGUACACUCAAGUAUCCGAAGUGAGUAUUAUUCAUAUUCAUUAGAGUUGGAUAUAUCUAUUUGCGUAACAAUUAGCAUAAGAGCGUAUUCAUAUAUUCCUCGUAAAUGUUUUAACCCAGCAAAUGAAUCAAAUAAUAAGGGGUAGGUGUAUUGAUUAAGGGUAAAUUUUAGCAAAUAAAAAGGGUAAUUUUAGAAUGCUUCAUUUUUAUCUUACUAAAUUUAGAAAGUUACUCAUUACUUUUGGAUUAAUCAAAAAUAGAAUUGUGGUGUGUUGAUGAUUUGCUGCAGUUGUGUGAGAGGUUGGCACAUGAUCAUGUUUUGGCCAGCAAUACUUAGCUGAUCUGAAGCAUUGACAAAUCUAUCUGAGUUGAGCUAAAUAUAUCAAACCUUUUUAGUAAUUAAAGCGAGUCUGGCGUACAAAAAAGAGAAUGCCAUUUUUUUUCUAUAUACAGAAAGCUAGGAAUUUACUCGGUGAAUCAAAUAAAUCCAUGUAUCUUUAAAACGAUGGUUUUUGUUGUUCAUUGAAGUGUUCAUAAGAUCUCCAUCAUUUUUCUGCA
Molecule: messenger RNA, 3098 nt
Organism: Amaranthus tricolor (Joseph's coat)
Lineage: Eukaryota; Viridiplantae; Streptophyta; Magnoliopsida; Caryophyllales; Amaranthaceae
Product: protein DWD HYPERSENSITIVE TO UV-B 1-like
Exons: 10
Coding region: 245-2518 (757 amino acids)
Biological process (GO): cellular response to UV-B
Cellular component (GO): Cul4-RING E3 ubiquitin ligase complex
Molecular function (GO): protein binding
Source: RefSeq, a predicted model, not a curated record